AUGUCAGUGUUGCCGCCAGUGACGAAUCCCGCUCGGCUGAACGCCCUUGUUCAAAUAGGUCUGAACCUUACGACCCCUACCUCCCGCGAAACGGCGCCCCCUCGGGACCCAGUGCAGGCCCAAAUUGACGACACUGUCGGAAUCAUGAGGGAGAACAUCACAAAGGUCGCUGAACGGGGAGAGCGACUCGAGGCACUGCAGGACAAGACAGAUACUUUAGCGGUGUCAGCGCAAGGGUUCCGUAGAGGCGCAAACCGCGUCCGUAAGAACAUGUGGUGGAAGGACAUGAAGAUGCGCAUCAUCAUCGGCGCGGCCAUCGUCAUCAUCCUGGUCAUUAUCAUCGUGUCGAUUGUCAAGGCGACACAGAACAAGUAA
Molecule: messenger RNA, 375 nt
Organism: Cyclocybe aegerita
Lineage: Eukaryota; Fungi; Basidiomycota; Agaricomycetes; Agaricales; Hemipholiotaceae
Source: the annotation of a GenBank genome assembly